Hyaloscypha bicolor E is the source of this 909-nucleotide messenger RNA. RefSeq lists its product as uncharacterized. The record is from RefSeq and is a predicted model, not a curated record. The coding region runs from base 239 to 787 and encodes 182 amino acids. NCBI's taxonomy places the organism in Eukaryota, Fungi, Ascomycota, Leotiomycetes, Helotiales, Hyaloscyphaceae. The transcript is spliced from 2 exons.
GGAGGGGCAACGCAAAUACGCCUUGACUGCGUCAGACGUGGAGGUCCCAGAUACAUUGGAUGAUAGGAAAAUUGAUUCUUUUCAAACUUACAUAGGAGCACUUACGAGACAAUCCAGCGAGGAAAAGCAGAAGCUAGAAGCAGUGAUAACAUAUUGUUGGACUCUUUGAAAUCGCAUCAAACAUGCAGCCGAACUAGGUGAACUCACACCAACACUUCUAGAGGCGUUGAAAAAGAAGAUGAUAGCACUGCAAGUCAACAUUCGAAACGCGUGUACAGAAACGGGGAUGGAAGCCCGACCUCUUAUAGAUGAAAACAAAGCAGAGUGGUGGGAACUCGGUGAUGGAAAGAAGGAAACAAAAAAUGACUUGAGCAAACCACCUCACAACGCCGUGAACGCAUAUCCUCGCUCCAACAACCUCAACGCAGCCCUCUCCUUCGCAGUCCCAGCAAUCUGUCUCCUGUCUUGCAUCCCAGCCGGAAUAGCUUGGUCACACACGCCCGUUCAAGUUGGUUCCUACAAUGACGGCAACUUCUACCAACUGUUGUCCAGCUCAGCCAUGCAGCUUCUCGGAAUUGGCACUCUCAUCUGGCCGACACUUUUCUCGGGACGUCUUGUUAAUCUUCCUCGCGUCUUGGCUUGGAUACUCGCCUGCACGAGUAUUUUAUGUACAAUUAUUUCUAUUCCGUUGUACUUGUAUGCUCCAACUACUUGGAGUGGAAUGCUUUCAUUUUGUGGCAAUGUUGCUCAAACUAUGGUUUUGUUGCAGCUCGUGUACAGCCUUUAGAAUGGCCUCAGGGAGUCCCUCUGAGAAUGGCAGAGUGCGGUGCAAGAAUUAAAGUUAGUUAGAGCGUGUGGGCCUGACUUUUUUAAGAAGAUAGUAUUUGGGAAGAAGCCGGUUUCGAAUGU